Oryza sativa Japonica Group (Japanese rice) is the source of this 6129-nucleotide messenger RNA. RefSeq lists its product as uncharacterized. The record is from RefSeq and is a predicted model, not a curated record. Gene Ontology annotation, molecular function: DNA binding. Gene Ontology annotation, biological process: 5S class rRNA transcription by RNA polymerase III; transcription initiation at RNA polymerase III promoter. Gene Ontology annotation, cellular component: transcription factor TFIIIC complex. NCBI's taxonomy places the organism in Eukaryota, Viridiplantae, Streptophyta, Magnoliopsida, Poales, Poaceae.
AAUAAAAAGUUAAGAACACGGAAACUACUUUUGUUUAAAUUCAAGGGCCUAUUCGCAAAACAGCGCGUGAACGUGGCACGCCUGAACCGCACGGAACACCGGUUCAUCUCGCCGUCGGUCGCGCGCGCGGCGCCGCCGCGCGGCCAUCGUCGCGCGCUGCCUCCACCUCGCCGACUCGCCAUAGCCCAUAGCGAAGCAAUCCUCUCUUCCCGUCUCGUGGAGAGCCGAAGGUAGCCGAUGCGGCUAGAGCUAAAACCCUAGCGGAAGGUAGCCGAUGGACGCGCUCGUCUCGGCGGCGCUGGAGGAGGUGAGCGCCCGCCUCUCGGCCGGCAUCCCGGUGACCGAUCUCUGGGCGGCGCUCCGUGGCGCGCUCGAGGCGGCCGGCCUCCCAAUUGGGCCGGCUGUCAAGCGCGCCGUCUGGGCCCGCCUCAUCGUGCUCCCCGUCAUCAGCGUCGUGCUGGGGGAGGCGGAGGCGGAGGCGGAGGGGCCGGUCGUCGACGAUCCCAAGGUCGGCGUGGAGGACGCCGAGCGGCUGGGCAUGCGGCUGGUUGCGAGCGCCGCGCUCAGGGACAACUUCCUUGGCAUGUAUGAUCUCAGGCACUCCAAAUCGGAGAUGAGUGCCGUCCAGAAGAAGGCUUUACAACGUGUCGGGGCAAGCAGGACUUCUGGUGUAACACAAAAUGACCUGUGCAAAAGUUUUGGCAUGGAAGGGAACAACUUCCAUUAUAUUGUGCAAAGCCUUCAGUCCCAGAAGUUAAUUGUUAGACGAUCAACUAUUAUAAAGUUUAAAGGCAAUGGAGCUGAGAAGGAAGAUGCUUCACAGAAUAAACGAGUAACCAAUACCAACUCAUUGUAUCUCACUAGAUAUGCCAAAGACUGUAUGAAUUCACACCAGAGAAUUGAGAUUAUAAAGCCCGGACUAUUGGUGAGCAAUGAAGAGACCAACAUAGAUGAUCUACAAGAUGGGACUUUUGGUGUAAACUCCGAUAAUGAUGUAUCUAUCCAUGAUUAUCUUCCAGCAAUGAAAGCCAUUUGUGACAAACUCGAAGAAGCUAGUGGAAGGGUUCUUGUCGUGUCAGACAUAAAAAAUGAUCUCAAUUACAGGAUGACAUUUGGGCAUAGAGCAUGGAGAAAUUUGAGUUUGUUUGUAAUCACUUCCUGUUUGUGUUAUACACUUUAUGGUUGCACUUAUUUGGGUGUUACCGCGACACCUUUUCUCCAGGUACUGCAUAGGCUUAGAGACGCACACCUUGUUGAAGAAUUUGAUGCCAAAGUUGAUGAUAAGAUUGUUCCCUGUUUACGUCUUUUGAAGAAAUUUGAUCCAAAUGAGUUUCUGCCAAAAAUUCAAACCUCAAACUACAAACUUGGCAAGAAAGGGCAGGCAACUGACCAAAUUAUGGAACUCUCUUUAGAAAACUGUAUAUAUGAUAUGAUCAGUGCUCAAGGGCCAAAGGGUAUAACCCUUGUUGAGCUUGGCAAACGUCUUGGGCACAACAAUUCAAAAAGGAUCCACAGACGAGUUUCAUCUAUGCUUGAAAGAUUCAAGUUGAUUCGGGAGGCUGAAGUUCUAGAUAAAACAUCACAAUACCGAGUUUGGACUUCGAAAAACUUUUCACACUACAAAGCUCGUAUUGCUCUGCAAAACUUUGAUGUGCUCCUAGAUGAUCAUGAUUAUUGUGCCGAUUUGUGGUCACUAGCUCCAUCUAAAGGAUCAGGUUCUCCUAGCCCUAAGGGUGAUUUAUGUGUUGAUAACAAUUUCUCGUUUGAAGAAGAAUACUCUGAUAAACUAAUCGGACCUCACCUCCUGAGUAACCGUGAAACUUGUGUUGGAGCUUCUCAACUACUAGAGGAAGAUAAAUCUGCCUUGGGUAAGAGGAAAAGGUGCCACCGUCCUACUUCAAUUCGUGAUGAUCAAAGACCUAAAAGGAUUCUUCAUAUGUUGAAGAAAAAGAAAUUUGUACUGAUGGUGGAGUUACAUAAAUGGCUAGAGAGACUUGAGAAGGAGAAUGGAAAAAUAAUGGAUAGGAAGACAUUGACUAGCACAGUGAAUAAGCUUCAGAAAGAGGGCAGCUGCAAGUGUAUCAAAGUUAGUGUCCCCUUGGUCACAAACUAUGCUCGCAAUCAUCUUGUUGACGUAAUACUGCAUUCUUCUGUUGGGGACUUGUCAAUGGAACUUGUUAAUGAGAUCAAGGACAGGCAAAGGAAUUUUGAUACUGAAACUCGUUCUCGUGCAGUAACUAAAUUGAGGAAGAAACAGCAGACGGCUGCCAUACAUGGUUUGAGGAUUCGACGUAGAGUCAAAGUCAACAAACCAUUAGUGUUAGAAGCUAUUUAUGCCAAUGGUUUCAUAGGCGCAAAGAUGAUUCGGGCAAAGCUGUUACAUAAAUUUCUGUGGUUAUAUGUUAGCAGUUUGUCAAAUUGGUGCAGCCCAUCUGAUUAUGCCAAAGAAGGGCAUCUCAACAAGAACCUUAAUCAGUCAUGUCUUUUGUUUUCAAUGUCGGCAGCUAUAAAAGAAAUGCCACUUGAACUCUUUCUACAAGUUGUAGGAUCAGGAAAGAAGAUUGAUUGUGUCAUAACUAAGUGUAGUCUUGGAGAAACACUUUCAGAAAUUCCUACCAAGGAAUAUGAUCAGCUCAUGGACACUCAUGCCAAGGGUCGACUCUCACGCUUAAUAACUAUUUUAGAUAAGCUCAAGUUGAUCCAACUUGCAAAAGCAUCUGUAGAGGAUUCUGGCGUGCAAUCAGAUGCUGCGCCUACAUAUUCACUGGUGCUCAGGCCUUAUAUUGAAGAACCUACACCAAUAAUUUUACCCUCAUCACACAUCAAUGUGAGCCAUUGUCCAAAAUUUCGGCAUGAUUUUAUGCUUUCAAAGCAGGAGUCUGUUGAUGCUUAUUGGGAAACGUUAGAGUACUGUCAUUUAACAGCUGGAUUUGCUAAGCCGUCAAGUACCUUCCCUGGCUAUUCUGUACCUGAGGUUUCUCAUCCUCGUUCAUGGAGUUCACUUAGGGUAAUGACUACUGAACAACGACUAGAAUUACAACAGCGUGUUAUGAAUGUCACUGAGAAGGGGAAACUUUCUUAUAAAGAUUGUCGCAUAAUUGCAAAGGAUUUAAAUCUCUCUGUGCAGCAGGUGCUUUGUGUCUCCUCCCAGAAUAGACGUCAUAGACAGCCGAGAGUUCCUGUUUCACAAAGUCAGCCAAAAGUUAGCUCUGGGUCAACCUCUCAGAAAAGGAAAAGAUCUGCUGAUGAGAUUACCCUGAAGUUUAUUAAACAAAAAGUUGAAGCUAGCGGAUCAGCUCAGCAGAGAUCAUCCCAGUCUAUUCCGAAUGAAGAAGUACCAGAGAGAAUCUUUCUAUCAUCCCCUGAUCUACCAGAACAACAUUAUCUACCGGUAUCCAAAACUAGCAGCACUCCCACAUACCACAUUGAUUCUCCCGUGCAUACAGAUGAAGAUAAGGAAAGCAGUCCAAUGAUCAAUCAAUCUACCCUUGUAAGAAGAUGCACGGAAAGUUCUAAAAACAAAGAGAAAUUCAUGAAAGAGAAAAAAUAUUUUGGACAUACGAAUCUGACAGGUAUAUUAGUCCCUGCUACUCUGCACUGUCUUGUGCGGGUUGUUUCAAAAAAAAAAAAGAAAUUGUUGAUGAUAUACACUAGAUACCGUGCAGCACGUGGAGCAAGAUCUUCCCGUGUAGAUUGGAACUCUCUCUCUGAUCUUCCAGCUUCACCAGCAGCAUGUUGUAGAAGGAUGUCAGACUUACGAGCAAAAAUGUACAUAAGAUUAGCAGUGAGCCAAAUCUGCAACCUUCUUGGGAUACGUUAUGCUAAGCACCUUGAAAGGGAAAGGAUAUCAAAAGCGAAAGGAUUACUUUCCCAAGUCUCAGAUUCUAACAAAGAGAACUGUGUAGAUUCAGAUUCUGAGCAAUUAAAUUGGGAUAAUUUUGAAGAUCAGGAAAUAAGAGGUGCGCUCGAUGAAGUCCUUGAGUUCAUUCAACUAGAAAAAAUGGACCGAACCAAGCAAAUCAGUUCUAAGAAUGAAGUGAGCAAUGAUUCUAAUGCUGACGAAGCUCCAACUGGGCAGGAACAGACAAUUAUGCAAUAUGUAACCAGCUCAAGCACUGAAGUUCCAGAAAGCGGACUCCAUGAACAUGUAAAACCGUAUAGACAUCCAACUGCAAUCCAUGCAAGUAAAAACAUGGAAAAUUUCUUUAGAUAUCAUGAAGAAGUCAUUAUACCUAACAAAGAUGAAAUUACUAAAAGAGAUGUAUGCAAGUCCUUGGCUGUUGCCAAUGCAUUAGAGCUCCUCAAGAUGGUUUAUCUCAGCACAUCAUCUGGACCAGAAGUACAAGCUUCAUUAACAGCCACCUUCAAGCUUUAUUCGGAGAGGGAAAUUUUUACAGCCUUUUGCUUUCUGAGAGAUAGAAACUUCACAGUCACUAGAAAUGGAACAAAGCCUGCAACACUUUCUGGAAAAUUCUUCUUUAAUGCUUCCCACUCACCCUUCCCAUUUGGUUCAGGGAAGAAGGCUUCUGAAUUCUCAAAAUGGCUUAUAGCGCAGCAAAAGAAUACCAUGGACAGUAGAGUAUAUUUGUAUCCAGAUCUACAAUGUGGGGAAAUUGUUCACCUCUUUUCUCUGGUUUUGUCAGGAGAAAUGUGCAUUUCACCUUCCUUGCCAAGUAAAGGAGUAGGUGAGGCCGAUGAACCUAACAGCCAUAUUCCUUUAGAUGAGGCUGAUGAGCCUGACGACCGUAUUCCUUCUGUUGAAGAUACUAGUGAGUUGGAUGACAGCACUCACAAACGCAAGGCUGAUAAAGUGAAACUGAAAAGUAGUAAGAGUAAGAAACACAAACCUUUGCCGAAGAUAGAAAGUGAUUUUUGCUAUCGCCGCGAGAAAGGCUUCCCUGGAAUCCAAGUGGCUUUGAAUCAAGAGAAAAACCAAACAAGCAAUCUCAUGCAUGCAUUACAUGAUGAAGAAUGCCUUAUUUUUACCUUAGCCAGGGAAAUGGGCAGCAAGGAUGUUAGUUCACAGGUGGAAAGCCAAAAUAUGCUAUCAUAUUUAAACAACUCCAGUUCAUGUCGUUGUUUAUUGUCUGCGUCUCAUUUGGAGAGGUCUUACAGCGGAUGGCCUUGGGAUGCUAUGAAUAUAUAUGCCAAACAGUUACCAUCAUUAUCUUGUUGUAAAGAUGAAUCAUUCAUAUUGUCUUCUGACAUGUUCAGAAAUGCAUUUUCUGUUAUUCAUCAAACUGGUGAGCAAGGAAUUGAUUUAAGAGAAAUGUCACAGGCACUGCAUCCACUAGGCAUGCAGUUUGUCAAGGUGAUUAUUGAUACGCUUGAGAUAUUUAAGCUAGUUUUUAAGGUCAAUGCAUACGAUGGUGUGCAGAUCGUUGACACGCUACAUAAGUCGAAGUAUCAUAUAACCACACUUGCAAAAUACAGUGGUUGCAGCUGUUUGCGAGAUCCAGCUUCUGAAAUAGCAGCAACUGGAGAUGCCGAAAAUACACUCAAAGAUAAGCAUGGGGUGGCUAGUAAUUUGCAGCGAACUGUAAAAAUGCUUGGUGAUGUGCACACUGUUACAGUCCUUGAUGUCCAAAGCAAUUCGAGCUCACCUCAUAUGCACAGUGGAGAGGAUGAGAGGCUAUCAACUCCAACACAAGACAAUGGGGGCAGUGGUUGCUGUCAUGCUUGUGGAAGGCAUAUUUAUCAGCCAAUAUUACCGUGGAUAAAUGGUGAUGGUAGCAUGAAUGAAACUGUCUAUGAAGGUUUUAGCCGUCGAAUUAUUGGAUAUGUCAUGCAAUAUCCAGGAGUUGUGGAGGAGCACCUUAUCUGUCGGAUGGAUGUACUGAACCCUCAGACAUGCAGAACCUUGCUGGAACAACUGGCAGUUGAUAAACACAUCUACGUUCGGGUGUUUGAUGAACCUGUGCCUGUGGCUCCGACCACAUUUCAGUCUCUUUUGAAGCAACAUGGCCACUGUAAAGAACCAUCCAAGUGUAGAAGGCGUUACUUUGCUAAUCCAACGAGUACAUUUCAGUUGUAACUUGUAAGACGGUGCUGAUGAUUUGUUCUAUACAUAUUUGCCUAUAUGUUUAUACACUUCAUAGAAAAUAAAAGAAAUAGUAAGGUGCCGAGUCA